Molecule: messenger RNA, 846 nt
Organism: Ananas comosus (pineapple)
Lineage: Eukaryota; Viridiplantae; Streptophyta; Magnoliopsida; Poales; Bromeliaceae
Exons: 3
Coding region: 40-705 (221 amino acids)
Biological process (GO): translation
Cellular component (GO): ribosome
Molecular function (GO): 5S rRNA binding; structural constituent of ribosome
Source: RefSeq, a predicted model, not a curated record
UCCUCUCCACACUAUCGUCCUCCACCUCCUCCUCCUCCCAUGGCGUUUCUCACUUCCUCCGCUUUCCCUUCUUCCUCUCCCGCUCUCUAUUCCUCUUCUCCUUCCCCUUCCCCUCUCAAAUCUCCUUACAAUAGUCCAUUAGGAGCGCGCCCCUCGUCCCUCUCCUUCGCUUCCUCAAUACCGCUCAUCAAGCUCUCGACCCCGCCGCGCCUCCCCAACCCGCCCACUCCCCUCGAUCGAAAGGCCUUUAUAGUUCAAGCUGCUUGGACCCGCAGAUCUCGUGGCGAAUUAGCAAAGAGACCUAACCGAAAAUCAUGGAAACAAAGAACUGAUAUGUACAUGAGGCCUUUCUUGCUAAAUGUUUUCUUCUCCAAGAGAUUUAUUCAUGCAAAAGUUGUCCACAGAGGAACAAGCAAAGUAAUCUCUGUUGCUAGUACUAAUGCAAAGGAUCUAAGAAACACUUUGCCAUCCCUCAUAGAUAAUGAUGCUUGUAGAACCAUUGGACAACUAAUUGCUGAAAGAUCAAAGGAAGCAGAUGUUUUUGCAAUGUCAUUUGAACCCAAGAAAAAUGAGCGGAUUGAAGUUCAACAUGCAGCUUUGAAAAUUCCACAAAAUCGGCGCAAGCCAACGCCAAUUAUCGGCUCCCGUGUACGUUUGGUGUCACCAAUUUGUGUUAACAUCCCUAUAACUUUAUUUUCAUAUUGAUGCCUGUUGCACAUAUAUUUUUAUCUGUUGUUCUUUUAAAACCUUUAAGAUGUUAGGAUAUCAUCUCGAGAGGUAGUAGAUAUCAUAAUGUUUAAGCCUUUCCUUGAUAGUUAAUUGUCCAUCAAGCCUAUCAUUCUACUC